UUCCUGUCAGUUCAGAUUGGAAAUUCUGAAUAGGUAAUUCCAGAUUCUCUGGAACAUUGCGUCCUUUUGUUCAAAAAAAUGGAAAUUCCUGUCUCAGCAGGUAGUGGCGUUGUGUCGAUGUAAUUGGUCUAAUCAACUAUUACCCCAGACUAUUGUCCUGGGGAGGUGUGUUCAAAUCCCAGCAGGCCAGAUAAAUGUGAAAACUAAGUCAUUAAGAAACUGUACUUAAAAAAUGGACUCUCUGUCAAUUACUGUAAACCCCACCGCGAUCACUGCUGUCCUUUAGGGAGGGAAAACUGCCGCCAUGCCCCAGUUGGACCGGCAUCUGACUCCAGACCCACAACAAUGUAAGAUAACAAGGUGUAGAGCUGGAUGAACACAGCAGGCCAAGCAGCAUGUAGUUGAAUCUUCACCGCCCUCUGGACAAUGAGGGAUGGACAGUAAAUACUGGCCUCCCCAGGGAUGACUACAUAACAUAAAAUGUUUUUAUGAAAAACCUCCUUCCCGAACUGAAGUACAAAUGAAUUCUGGGUCAAUUCCUCGCCUUUGAACAAAUUUGUACAACCAGAAACGGGCCUUGGCAUCUGAAUGUCAUACUCACUCCGCGCAUGCUUCAGUUCCGGGGUGAUUGACGGCACGCAUGGCCUAUAGAAAGAGGGGCAGCCCGGUUAUCUUUCCGGGAUUGGCUGGGCCUCGAACCAAUCAGAGUGAACAAUUUACCGGAGCCAGGCAGUUUACAGAGUAUGCGCAAUAUGAGUGCCUGAACCGGAAGGAGGCGGUGGGUUGAAAGUGUGAGACGGAGCUGGAGAGAGGGACCUGGUGGUUUCACGAACAACAUGGUGAAACUCCAGGAAACUGCUUUUACAUGGUGUUAGACUGAAGAGAUUUACACAGAGCAAGCUCAAACCAACAGCAACGUUUGUCUCUCCUGGACUGAGACGGACAGUGCUUUGAAGCGGCUGGUUAUUGAAGACCAAAGAUGCUGCCAGACCUGCUGAGCUUCUCCAGCACUUUGUUUUUGUUCCUGAUUUACAGCAUCUGCAGUUCUUUCGGUUUUUCUUGAUUUAAAUUGGUUCAACAGAGAAUCACAGAGCCAAAUUUAUCAGCAAGAAUUCUAAACAAACAUCCCACCAAGAUCUGAGAGUGAGUCAAUUAAUCAGGACUUGAAAAACAUUUGAUUUUCAAUGUUUAUCUGUUCUGUCUGUUGGAAAUCUUUUCCAACAUCAGUGUGACUGGAAAUGAACCAAGACAUAUCCACCCAGAUGAGUGUUUCAGUGAACUGACUGUGGACAGGUCUUGAACCAGUUACACAGCCUGAAUAACAUCACACCAUUCACAGUGGGGAGAAACUGUAUUACUGUCCUGUGUAUGGGAGAGGAGUCAGCUGAUCAUCCAAUAUGGAUAGACACGAGGACAUCUGCAUGAUGGAGAAACUAUGGAAAUGUGCGGACUGUGGGAAGGGAUUCAAGUACCCAUCCCAGCUGGAAACUCAUCGACGCAUUCACAGUGGGGAGAGGCCAUUCAUCUGCUGUGCUUGUGGGACGGGGUUCUGGCGGUUAUCUUCCCUUCGGAAACAUAAACGCACUCACACUGGGGAGAGGCCAUUCACCUGCCCUGAGUAUGGACAAGCAUUCAGUGACUCAUCCACCCUGUGGAGGCACCAGCGAGUGCACACUGGGGAGAAGCCAUUCAUCUGCACAGAAUGUGGGAAGGAAUUCACCCGAUCAGCCAACCUGCUGAAACACCAGCGAGUUCAUACGGGGGAGAGACCAUUCAUCUGCCCUGACUGUGGGAAGGGGUUCAGUGGCUCAUCCAACCUACUGGCACACCAGCGGGUUCACACUAGAGAGAAGCCAUUCAUCUGCUCAGAGUGUGGAAAGGGAUUCAGUGACUCAUCCAGCCUGUCAAGACACCAGCGAGUUCACACUGGGGAAAGGCCAUUCAUCUGUCCCGAGUGUGGAAAGGGAUUCACUCGGUCAGCCCACCUGCUGAAACACCAGCGAGCUCACACUGGCGACAGACCAUUUGUCUGCCUCGAGUGUGGGGAAGGAAUUCAGUGACUCAUCCUACCUGUUGACACAUCAGCGAGUUCACACUAGGGAGAGGCCAUUCCCCUGCUCCGAGUGCGGCAAGGCAUUCUCUCAGUUAUCCCACUUUAAGGUACACCAACUGGUUCACACUGAUGAGAGACCUUUCAAAUGUUCGCACUGUGAGAAGACGUUUAAACGCAGAUAUGACAUGCGGACACACCAAUGCAGUCACAAUGAGGAGAGGCCUUUCCCCAGCUCUGUGUGUCGAAAGUAAUUUGGCUGUUCACAAAACUUGGAGACACCAGUGAAUACACAGUGGUGAGAAUUUGUUACCCGAUCCCUCUGUAGGAAAGGCUUUACUCGGUCGUCCCACCUGCUGGGACACCAACGAGUUCACAAAUGACUGCAGGUUCUUACUAAAACUUUGAUCCAUCCCCCUGGAGGACCAGGAAGCAAAUGCAGUAGAACAGGGAAAUAUGCGGUGCUUGUGAUGUGACAUGGGGAGGCCAGCAAAGGAUGACACUGUAUCACUUUGAACACCAGAGAGAAAGACUGUGACUCUGAUUCAUCACGUUUUAAUUCACUCAUUUGAAGUAUGCCCCAUUGCAAGCAGAGCUUGAUGCACAGACAUACACACUCGUGUACAGAGGCACAAAAACAGAUUCACAGAUACACACAGACGUUGUGUGGAAUUUGCACGUUCUCCUUGUGUCUGUGUGGGUUUCCUUGCACAGUCCGAAGAUGUGCUGGUUAGGUGAAUUGGCACUGUGAAAUGCAGGGUUGUAGCAAUAAGGUAUGGGUGUGGGUCUAGGUAAGAUGCUGUUUGGAGGGUCAAUGCGGACUUUACGGGCCAGAUGGCCUGCUUCCACACUGUAGGGAUUCUAAGACUUACAGAUAUACUCUUCCGGGACAGUGUGUCCUAUUGCAGACAGCAGGUCAUACAGACACAGGCAGAAACACAUACACAUAUAAAUAUGGAUGUGAAUAUAAAGAUACACACAGACAUAAUGUCCCUUGAUAAUGCCAGGGUUGAUGCGUUUCAUAAACUCAGGUUCACUUGUACAGUAAAUGUGUGCAAUCACUGUUUGUAAAAUAGAUUGAUUCAUUUGUAGAAUUCUCAAACUCAUUAAAAGUAAACUUGCUGACUUGUUCA
Molecule: messenger RNA, 3183 nt
Organism: Rhincodon typus (whale shark)
Lineage: Eukaryota; Metazoa; Chordata; Chondrichthyes; Orectolobiformes; Rhincodontidae
Product: gastrula zinc finger protein XlCGF7.1-like
Exons: 2
Coding region: 1398-2060 (220 amino acids)
Biological process (GO): regulation of transcription by RNA polymerase II
Molecular function (GO): RNA polymerase II cis-regulatory region sequence-specific DNA binding; DNA-binding transcription factor activity
Source: RefSeq, a predicted model, not a curated record